AUGCAUAAUAUGCUACAGUUAUUAUCAAGCAUUUUUGCACAAAAGGACAAUGGAACUGAAAUUGGUAACGGUUACGGUAUAUGGCGUGAUUGGCCAGUGGUGGUUACUAAUAUUCUGGAAUUGGCAGUUAUUUUUUGCGAAAGGAAGGAUACAUAUUCAAAAGUCAUUGGACGAUUCAGUUUUAGAAUUUUUGCUCCAGAUCAAGCUGUUGUAAUUUAUCAUCUUAAACGGCUUUAG
Messenger RNA from Cercopithifilaria johnstoni, 237 nucleotides. Lineage: Eukaryota; Metazoa; Nematoda; Chromadorea; Rhabditida; Onchocercidae. The record is from the annotation of a GenBank genome assembly.